Molecule: messenger RNA, 1398 nt
Organism: Sorghum bicolor (sorghum)
Lineage: Eukaryota; Viridiplantae; Streptophyta; Magnoliopsida; Poales; Poaceae
Product: peptidyl-prolyl cis-trans isomerase CYP21-4
Exons: 8
Coding region: 236-937 (233 amino acids)
Biological process (GO): protein peptidyl-prolyl isomerization
Molecular function (GO): peptidyl-prolyl cis-trans isomerase activity
Source: RefSeq, a predicted model, not a curated record
CCUUCCCCUUCCGUCCGCUGCCCUUCCGUUCGCUGACCGCUGCCCUCCUCCUCCUUCCCUCCUCCCCCUCCUGUCUCUCUCUCGCUACCCUCGCGCUCCCAGACGACUAUUGGGCCGCCGCCGCCCUAGGCCAGGUGCUGAGGCUUUCCUUGGUCUCUUCGCCGGCGACGAGCACCCCACCAGUGUACAUGUGUACACCCAUGUCCCUUUACUGGAUCCGCCCCCUGUGUAGCAGAUGGCGAGGAUAAAGCCCAAGCAAUUGCUAAUUCAAAGCAAGACGAAGAAGGCUCCAUCUCGGAUCAGCUACUCUACUAUCAUCACAUGGAACUUGAUUGUCAUAUUGAUUGUGCUAUCUCUCUAUGCUACCUACAGCCAUUGGCAUCAAAGGUCUGCCCAAGACUUUGAAAUGGAGCUUCAUGAAGCUGAGCUUGCUGUGAGACCGGUGGAUCCAAAAAUGAUAAGUAGACCAAGAUAUGCGGUAAUGAACACCGCAAAGGGUCCAAUUACUAUAGAAAUAUACAAAGAUGCUUCUGCUGGUGUUGUGGAUAGAUUUAUUGACUUGUGCAAGAGUAAUCAUUUCAAAGGAAUGCCAUUUCGGCAUAUCAUCAAAAAUUUUGUAAUUCAAGGAGGUGAUUUUGAUUUUGAUGGAGCUGCCCAAGAAUGGAUAACGAAAGCUAAAGCUAGUGGGAAAAAUGAUCUCAGUCCAAAACAUGAGGCGUUUAUGAUUGGGACUGCAAAGAAUCCUAAUAACAAAGGAUUUGAUUUGUUUAUCACGACUGCUCCAAUUCCUGACUUGAAUGACAAGCUUGUUGUAUUUGGGCGAGUUAUCAAGGGAGAGGACAUCGUUCAGGAGAUUGAAGAAGUUGACACUGAUGAGCAUUAUCAGCCAAAGGCCGCGAUAGGCAUCAUCAAUAUCAUGCUAAAGCAGGAGCCUUGAGCUGCGUAUCCUCCUCUUGUCAUGUACAUGAAGACCUUAACCACAUGCCUGAUGACUCUGUGUUCGAAAAGGUCCAUACAUCUCAUUGAGUUCCCUUUGUAUUGAUGACAUGUGUGCGGAUGCGAUCCUUCCUCGGGAGUCUGGAUGACGCCUUAUGUCUUGCGUGGAAGGCAUUUGUGACGCUUGUUACAGUUGUUGUUGCAGCGUUUGUGUAUAAUAUUUGUUCGUUUGGCUGAUAAGCCAUGGUAGAAAGUACUGUUGUUUGAUUUGUUGUUUGAGAAAAACAAUGCUGAAUGACUAGCAGAUUUAGCGUGAACAGGCCCUGGGUGUCAGCAUAGGCGAGCAUAUAAAUACUGUGCUGCUACACCCCGUACCGUGGUUGUGGUAACAGGAAGCAGUAUAUUCUCUGCUAAUGCUACCAGUAAGCGAUUUGGGCCUUGUGAAUGAACCCAAUGAAAUCA